Artibeus jamaicensis (Jamaican fruit-eating bat) is the source of this 2883-nucleotide messenger RNA. RefSeq names its product G-rich RNA sequence binding factor 1 (gene GRSF1). Gene Ontology annotation, cellular component: nucleoplasm; ribonucleoprotein complex. The record is from RefSeq and is a predicted model, not a curated record. Gene Ontology annotation, biological process: regulation of RNA splicing. Lineage: Eukaryota; Metazoa; Chordata; Mammalia; Chiroptera; Phyllostomidae. The transcript has 10 exons. Gene Ontology annotation, molecular function: RNA binding. Bases 96 to 1532 code for a protein of 478 amino acids.
GUGCCUGGCGCCCCUCCCCGGCCCUGGAUUCCACUUCCCCUCCACUCCCGCUGCAGCCGCAGCUGCCUACAGGCCCCGCGCCGCCUCCGGAGUCCAUGGCCGGGACCCGCUGGGUGCUCGGGGCGCUGCUCCGGGGCUGCGGCUGCAACUGCAGCAGCUGCCGGCGCACAGGCGCCGCCUGCCUGCCCUUUUACUCUGCCGCCGGCACUUUUCCUUCGGAAGUCUCCGGCCGUCGCCGGUUGCUACUGUUGCUCGGGGCCGCCGCGGCCGCCGCCUCACAGACGCGGGGCCUCCAUACCGGGCCUGCGCCCACCGGGAGACUGGCGGGGCCUCCCCCUGCGGCCGUGUCCGCCGCCGCCACGGCUGCCGCCUCUUACCCGGCCUUGCGCGCCCCUCUGCUGCCGCAGUCCUUGGCUGCGGCCGCGGGCCCGGCGCGGGGUUACAGCCAGGAAUCUAAAACAACCUACCUGGAAGACCUUCCACCUCUCCCCGAGUAUGAGGUGGCCCCAUCCAAGUUAGGAGACGAGGUGGAUGAUGUGUAUCUCAUUCGUGCUCAAGGAUUACCGUGGUCGUGCACUGUAGAAGAUGUGCUUAGCUUUUUUUCAGAUUGCAGGAUUCGCAAUGGUGAGAAUGGAAUACACUUCCUCUUAAAUAGAGAUGGGAAGCGAAGGGGUGAUGCCUUAAUUGAGAUGGAGUCGGAGCAGGAUGUGCAGAAAGCCUUAGAAAAGCACCGCCUGUACAUGGGUCAGCGGUAUGUGGAAGUAUAUGAGAUCAACAAUGAAGAUGUGGAUGCCUUAAUGAAGAGCCUGCAGGUCAAAUCUUCGCCUGUGGUAAAUGAUGGUGUGGUUCGUUUGAGAGGACUGCCUUACAGUUGCAACGAGAAAGACAUUGUAGACUUCUUUGCAGGACUGAAUAUAGUAGACAUUACUUUUGUGAUGGACUACAGAGGGAGAAGAAAAACAGGAGAAGCCUACGUGCAGUUUGAAGAACCAGAAAUGGCCAGUCAAGCCCUAUUGAAACACAGGGAGGAGAUUGGUAACCGAUAUAUAGAGAUAUUUCCAAGCAGAAGGAAUGAAGUUCGAACAUAUGUCGGUGCUCAUAAGGGAAGGAAAAUGGCAUCUCCGUCUGCUAAGUAUAUAACUGAGCCUGAAGUGGUCUUUGAAGAACAUGAAAUAAAUGAGGAUGUUCGACCUAUGACAGCUUUUGAAAGUGAGAAGGAAAUAGAGCUGCCUGAGGAGGUGUCAGAAAAGCUCCCGGAGGCUGCUGAUUUUGGAACCGCGUCCUCGCUACAUUGUGUGCACAUGAGAGGACUGCCUUUCCAAGCCAACGCCCAGGACAUUAUAAACUUUUUUGCUCCACUGAAGCCUGUUAGAAUCACCAUGGAAUACAGUUCCAGUGGGAAGGCCACCGGAGAAGCGGAUGUGCACUUCGAUACCCAUGAGGAUGCCGUGGCAGCGAUGCUCAAGGAUCGGUCCCACGUCCAACAUAGGUAUAUUGAAUUGUUCCUGAAUUCAUGUCCAAAGGGGAAAUAAGACUUCCAGGGACUCCAGAGCAGAAGGAUGAAGCAAGAAGCAUUUCAUCUGCACGUCUGUCUUGGAUGUGGGAUAUAAAGUUCCACAUUUUUAGCAGCAACUGCUUGAGAAGGGAUUUUAGGGUUUGGGGUUAAUUGCUUAUAAGAAAAAUUCCAUAGUGGACUGUUUAGAAAGAAAAAGGGAAGAUUCAGUUUGGGAUUAAAUAAACCGCAAAUUUAAAUAUUGUUUAAACUGUCCAGGAUAGGAUCUGAUUUAAAAAUCUGGUCUUUAUUUCAUGAUUAAAUAAUUUGUUUUCAUAGAGUAUACAGUAUCCAAUGGGAAGACUGCAUAUUUUUAUUCAGCACUGUCCUUCAAAACCCCCUGUUUUAAAAAUGAUUUAUUUGAGGGCUGUGAUAUAAAACUUCCUGUGGAAUAAAAUGCUGAUUUAUUUUAACUAAAUACUCACCAAAGCAAGGAAAGGCUUCAGACCUUUGGACCUUUAUGGUUUGGCAGAGUAGCUAUAAUUUUAGGUGUAUUUGAUGACUUAGGGGUAGGAAUUUAAAAACAAAACUAUCCAAAACAAAGAAAAUGAACACACAGAUCAGUGUGUGUACUGACAGUGUUUUGCCUUUCUAAGCCUGUGCCACUGGCAUUUGACAUUAGUGCCUGUGUACUUCAGGAGGGAAUUCUAGUCUCAACCUAAAAGUUGUCUGAGCACAUCCCCCCACACCCCCACCCUGGUUUUUUGGCUUGGGGUAAACAUUAGGGAUGUUAGUCUUAAAGCUGUGAAGUGACGUGUCAAAACAGUCCCUACUGGUAAGAACACUGAUGGCUUCACUUGAAUUUAAACCAGCGCUAGAUAGGAAACCAUCCAAGUCCCCUCCUUUGCUUUUCAGUGGGGUCGCACAUCCCAUAUUGUAGAACAAGUAGGGGUGCCUUGCUUAAAUAAAAAUAGCUUUUAAUGUAAAAUUGUGUGGAGGGUUUAUGGAUAAAGCUGUACUUCUGUCACAGUGUGGCAAUAUUUUCUGCUUUAAUAUUAAACAGCUUGUUAUUUAAAUAUUGGAUCACAAUGGCUGGCUUCAAAAUGUAGUCUUUAAUAAACUAAUUUUCUGUGCACCUGUGUAGGAGAAUCAAAGUCCUGUAUACUUUCUUUGCCUUGUUCCUGUUCUCAGGGUGACGACUGCUACAUAGUUACCAGGAGAUGCAAUUCUAGUUUUCAACGUGAAACUUGCCCACAUUUCUGAGAGGAGAUACCUGGAAGAGAGAUUAUGUCUUCUCUCAAUACAUAACCAUCUUUGAUUACCAGCUAAGACACAAAACCACUGUACUGUAAAUAGUCAAUAAAUGAAGGCUUGGUUCAGGCUGCAGAUUA